ACUGCGCGCGCAUGUUUGAACAUUAUAGAAUUUUAGUUCGACGCUUGUAUUUAAAAAUUCUUAUUGAGAAAAAUAUUUGUGAUUGUUAAAUGAGAAUUAAAUUAUUUGUGUCAGACAUAAUUAAAAUUGGUAAAAUGUUUGCUUGACUGUUUUUUGUAUACGGAACUCGUGUGUCAGUGGAUUGUAAAAUGUGAAAGUUGGUAUAACGUGUAAAAAAAAUUAGUGCUUGUUGCUUUUAGCAUACUUUUGUGAUUCAAACAGCUGAUAUAAUAAUAAUUAAAGAUAACAACAAAUGUGAUCUUACGUGAAUAAAAUUCGGAUAGUUUUUUGUGUAAGUAAUGUGGAGUGGUACGGAUGGACGUCAGUGAACUGUCAAGUUUGCCGCCAAAACAAAAUGGCCGCUAGGGGGCGAUGGCGGACGCGCUGCCGGCUCUGCGCAGCGCUGUUCGCGAUACUCAUACAAGUUGUUAAUGGUUAUGAACAAACAUACACAAUAUCACAACUAUCACCAAAGUCUGAAAUCAACGAAAAAUUAAAUCUAGACGACGUAUUACGAACAACAAACACAGAAAACUUAGCUUUUAGGAUAGAACCUAGUGCCAAAUUUGAUGUAGAACUAGAAUCGGAACUAGAAAAAAUUGUGGAUGGAGAGGAAGAAGUAGAUAAUCAUUUCAUAGUAGCGAGAUCCGCCGAUCCGAAUGACAGAGAAUCAAGGUCUAUUAAUAUGGAAGAAAUACCCACAUCGAAUCACAAUGAAAUCGACAACGAGUUAGAACUUCAUAAUAAGAGAAAGUACUAUGACAUUACACCAACGAAAACUCUAGUAUUUUUACACGAUCAAGAUGAGGAAAUGUUCGUAUCCUCUGAAGGAUUUGGUGAUAAACUUAAUUUUAAGUUUCCGGGGGAAGCCAAAAGGGUCCCGAAGGGGCGCGCACUCGCUCCUACGGGGCCCAAAGUACGGCCGUCUGCAGUGCAACCGAUUUUUGCGACAGCUACCCAUAGAGAACAAGGCCGACAAAAUUCAGAGAUUCAAAAUAUAAUUACAGGAAUUGUUAAAUUAUUAAACGGAAAUGUUAACGUUCAAGCGAAUACCCAGCUGCUAAAUGGCAGACCGGGGCGACCGAUGGCUUCUAGAAUAAACAACCGUGGACCGCCUAAAAUAUCGGACGUUCCCCCUUUGCCGGAUCUCGAACAAAACGUAUCACCUCCAGCAUUCGCAUUCCAUCCAACACCUCCUCCCUACCCUUUCGAUCGUCCGCCAUAUCAUGGUGUCAAUUUACCUGAGCAAAUUGUUCCACCAAUGACUUCUCAUCGACCAGGGUAUCGUCGACCGUCGCCUCCUUGGCUGAGACCUCGGCCAUGGCCACCUCAUAGGAGACCGAACCCUAGUAUGCAAAUAUACAAACCCACUCCACCUCCUCCACCGAUUGAUAUCCCUAACAUAGAUUAUGGUGAUCCUGAAGAAGUAGUAAAUGAAAAUGAAAGUGGUCAUUUAGAAAAUAAUAUACACCACGAAGAUAAGGAAACGAUUCCUCAAAACGUACCAGAAACAAAUACGCCAGAAGUUGAUGAAGAAAUUCAAUUUGCCUCAGAAGAUACGACAACUUCUACUACAACAACUACAACUUCAACAACAACAACCACAACAACAACAACUGAACCAACAACUACUACAACAUCUACAACGACAACGACAACAACUGAGAAACCGACUGAGAAAACGACGACGACCGAGAAACAAACUGAACCCCCAACACAACCUCCAACGCAACCGCCAACCACAAAACCGCCACCAACACAACCUCCCACACAUCCACCAACGCAACCACCGAAAGAGAAAUUUCGUACAACCACUGAGAAGCCCACAACGGAGAAACCAUUUAUUAACAAACCAGAAAAAGAUAAGGAAAAAGAUGCACAACUCAAUAAUAAAAAGGAUAAUCAAACCAAAGAUAAACAAAAAGUUGUAGAAGAAAAACCAAUCAAGAAUUCGAAGAAUCAAACCGCAGCGGAGCAUUUUAUACAAUCAUCUAUAUCGGACGUGAGUUCAACAACCAGCUCGUUACUUUCACCCACACCUACCGAAGGUCUCGUAAGUCAUGUUCCUGCAGUUAUAGAGCCGAGUAUUAAUGAAGACAUCAAAUCAUCCUCGAUCAAUUCACAACCGCUGCCACCUUCUCAAGGUAUACCAUACCACCCUUACCGGCCUAGACCUGGCAUAGUUCUGGAUGAUCCUGAUUUCAAGCCACACGGUUCACGGUACAGACCUGAAGCUUCUGUGAUCACAGCACACGAGCCCCAGCUACCGGGAUAUGGAGAAAUAUUCGAUGUUACAGUCUCUGCUAUACAAGGACCGGGCGAGAAAGGAGGUGCCUCUGUUCACAUCCAGAAUGUGCACGCCGCAGCGAAUGAUCCUGAUGACAUCAUAGUCUCCGCUGCCGGGUCCCAAGGUUUCGUGUCAAUCGAUGGCAAGAGGACGUACCUCAAUUUGUUCGAUUCCAGUACAGCUAGUAUACAGCCCACCAAAGUGCAAGCUGGACCACAUCAUACACCACCACCACCACAGUCGCCGCAACCAGCAUUGGGAGCAGCAAUUGGAACCGGUGUGGCCAUCCCAGCUGACGACGUGCCUUCACCCCCGCCACGCCGCAAUCCGGCGCACCCCCCUCAUCUCCCACACGCACCACACACCCGCCCCCAAACGUACCGCAGACCACAACCCACUGUGAGGAUAGACACGUGUAUUGUUGGUGACGACUCAACUUGCGAUCAGGCUCAGAACGAGAAGUGCAGGACUGAGUCAGGUAUUUCCAGUUGUCAAUGCAGGCCGGGGUACGCUCGGCGCACACACAGAGAUCCUUGCCGGCGUGUUGUAUCCCUGUUACUCAAUUUGAGGGUAGACAGACUUUAUGAUAGAAAGGUGGCCUGGGAUAAUAAAUUAGCAGACAAAGAUUCAGAACCGUAUCAGCAAUUAAGCUACGAAGCGGUUAGAGCGAUCGACUCUGCGUUCUCUAUGACACCUUUCUCUGAUGACUUUGUGAGCGGUUCCGUGAAUUCCAUCCAUCAAGGUGAUCCACUCAAUCAGGGAGUCUUCGUUAAUUAUACUGUUUUGAUGCAAGAAACAGCGGAGACGCUCCGUUCAGCAGUGGCAACAGAUAUACAGAAGCACUUGCUGGGGGUCAUCCGACGUCGGUCCAACAAUGUGGGGGCUUCAGCUCUGUGGGUGGACAGUCCUGCCGGCAGCGUGUUGCCGCUUGCAGAUGUGGAUGAAUGCGCUUCAUCGGACCUAAACGACUGUCACCAGCUCGCCGCCUGCACCAACACGUGGGGCGCCUUCAAAUGUAAGUGUCCGGACACAACACUGGACGCGGCGGAGGGGUCAGGUCGCGCUGGUCGCGAGUGCCGCGCCUGCUCCGCCUCGCACUGCAGCGACCGCGGUGUCUGUAGAUAUGCUAACGGACAGCCGUACUGCAGUUGUACAUCUGGGUACUACGGGUCAACAUGCGAGGUGGACGGAGAAGUGGUAGGAGUUGCAGUUGGUGCAUCUCUCGCCGCUGCACUGGUCAUAGCUCUCACACUCGCCGCACUUCUGUCCUGGAGGUUAGUAUAG
Messenger RNA from Papilio xuthus (Asian swallowtail), 3610 nucleotides. RefSeq names its product calcium-binding EGF-like domain-containing protein pawn (gene pwn). The record is from RefSeq and is a predicted model, not a curated record. The transcript is spliced from 14 exons. NCBI's taxonomy places the organism in Eukaryota, Metazoa, Arthropoda, Insecta, Lepidoptera, Papilionidae. Gene Ontology annotation, molecular function: calcium ion binding. The coding region runs from base 395 to 3610 and encodes 1071 amino acids.